UUACUGAGCCUUCGGAGCCGUCAACCUAGGCCCCCAGGCCGAGCCUAUUUUCCAGUUCGCCACGGAUCGUCUGAAAGCGACCCGUGGCCGUGAUAUAUUUACGCGAUGUUACAGCUUCCGUAAAGAUAUCGUCCCUUCCACGACGCCCCUUUUCCUCCAUUGGCAAUAAAAAAUAAAAAGCUUCUGAAACCUUCGAAAUAUGGUCAAGGCUGCAGCUGACAUGGCUCGAUCGGCUAAAUCGGAAUCUGUCAAAGUGGUGGUGAGGUGUCGCCCCAUGAGCGAACGAGAGAUUGGCGAUGGUUACGAAAGAAUUGUGGGACUGUGUCCUGAAAGUGGUGUCGUCACAAUCCGCAACCCCAAAAGUAGCGACGUGGAAGCCUUGAAGCAGUACACUUUCGAUGCCGUGUACGACUGGAAUUCGAAACAGAUGGAUCUUUACGACGAAACCUUCAGGCCAUUAGUCGACUCCGUGCUGCUGGGCUUCAAUGGAACCAUAUUUGCAUAUGGACAAACUGGCACUGGGAAAACUUAUACUAUGGAAGGCAUAUUCAACGACCCCGAGAACAGGGGAGUCAUUCCGAAUUCGUUUGAGCACAUCUUCAGUCACAUUGCCAGAUCGCAGAACCAGCAGUACCUUGUGAGGGCGUCGUACCUAGAGAUAUAUCAGGAAGAAAUUAAGGACCUAAUUGCAAAGGAUCAAACGAAACGGCUAGAGUUGAAAGAGCGUCCGGACACUGGUGUUUACGUUAAGGACUUAUCAUCAUUUGUGUGCAAGAGCAUCAAGGAGAUAGAGCAUGUAAUGACUGUGGGAAACCAAAACAGAUCUGUAGGGGCUACAAACAUGAAUGUGCACAGUUCAAGGUCGCAUGCCAUCUUUAUCAUCACUGUGGAACACAGCGACCUCGGACCAGAUGGCAAGCACCACAUACGAGUGGGUAAACUGAACCUGGUGGACUUGGCUGGCAGCGAGCGCCAAGUGAAAACCGGGACGUCUGGUGACAGACAGAAAGAGGCCAUCAAGAUCAACCUGUCGCUCUCUGCGCUGGGGAAUGUGAUCUCGGCGCUGGUGGAUGGAAAAAGCUCUCACGUGCCGUACCGGGAUUCAAAGCUCACGAGGCUACUCCAAGACUCCCUUGGAGGCAAUGCAAAAACCAUCAUGAUCGCCAACAUUGGUCCUGCAAGCUACAAUUACGAAGAGACACUGACGACGCUCCGGUACGCCAAUCGAGCCAAGAACAUCAAGAACAAGCCCCGUGUUAAUGAGGAUCCCAAGGAUGCAUUACUCAGGGAGUUCCAGCAAGAGAUAUCUAGGCUAAAGGCACAGCUGGCUGCCAGAGACACAAAGAAAAAGAAAAAACGCCCUUCGAAGGAAAUGUCGUCACCGGGUACUGAGGACAGCAAUGAGGACGAGUUCGACGAAGAGCUGUCAUCUGCUUCUCUCGCACACACGCUCGAAGAGGAAAGGGCGGCCAUCAUGAACGACCAUAGCCUUAUCGCAGAGGAGAAGGCUAAGCUGUUGGGGGAGGUGCAGAAGCGCCAGGAGCAACUGCAGAGGGAGCAGGAGGCUGCGGACAAGCUGUCCCUCAAGGUGAGGGCCAUGGAGAGCAAGCUGCUUUCAGGGGGCAAGAAUAUUGUGGACCACACCAACGAGCAGCAGAGGGCCCUGGAGCAGCGCAGGCAGGAGAUCGCCGAGCAGAAGCGACGAGAGCGAGAGAUGCAGCAGAAGCUGGAAACGCAGGAAGAAGGGACAUCCGAAAUCAAGGAAACCUACACAUCUCUACAGCAAGAAGUCGAGAUUAAGACCAAGAAACUCAGAAAGUUGUUUGCCAAGUUGCAAUCUGUGAAGACGGAAAUUCAAGACCUCCAGGAAGAACACUCCAAGGAGCGCCGGGAGCUGGAGCAGACGCAGAACGAGCUUACGAGGGAACUGAAGCUCAAAUACUUGAUCAUCGAGAACUUCAUUCCUCCAGAGGAUAAGGUCAAGAUUCUCUCAAGGGUUGUCUAUGACGAAGAUGAAGACCAGUGGGCGCUCCUUCCACUCUCCGAGGUGCCUGGCGGCGCCGAACCACUCAAGAGGCUGCCAUUUGGCAGCAGAUAUCCUACCACCGAAUACGCAAGGUCGUCUGCCGGCUCAUCAACUAGGCUGAGGGAUGAGGACAUUCUACGAGUGGAGCUGGACAUGCCAGUACGCACGACCAGGGACUACAAUGCCCCUGCAGUAUCGCCUCUCUUGAAAGCUGUCCUAGAUGAUGCCCUCCAGGAGGAGGAGGAGGACCUGGACAUUGAUGCAAGCAUCUUCCAACUGGACCAGAGCGCCAAGGCCAGUCGGAGAGAGAGAAGCCAUCGCACCCGGUCCAAAUCCGGCCGCCCACACCACGACGGAAGGAGUUCCGACGAAGUCGAGGGAGCCGCGGCCGCGGAGGAGCGCUACCCUCAGUCGCGAGGUUUGGUGCCCAAGUGAUUGUUAGAGCCCCUACACGAUCCACACACAGCUACCGCCGUGCUGCUGUUAGCGCAGCUCUUGCUCAUUUUGGCAGCUUGCCUGGAAUGCUCGCGAUGGAGUUGAGUCGUCGGCUCAGCGUCGCUUCAUGGAAUCUUUUCGCACACUUGUAUUUCGUCGAUUAUGUUUGGCUGCGGAAUGCACUUCACCAACCAACGGUCGGUCGGCGGAAGCUCGGCGGGAACGAUGCCUCGUCGGGGAUCAGUUGCAAAGCCGAAUAACGGGGCUUGGCAAUACGAGCUUGUACAAUGGUAAUUGGGCCGAAGCGGUAACAACGCCAUAGUGGCAAUGCGAGCGGAGAGUCCUUGGCUCUCCGCUUGCAUUGCUGUUAACCGUACGGGCUUCUCAUUGGUGUAAAGCUUCCCAAUGCAAAAAUGUUGAGCGUAGGAGACCGACCAAUAUUGUCGGUUGGUCUCCUAUGCUUAAUGUUCAUCCUUCAGCGAUAGACCUUGUGCUACACGAUCGGAACGCAGAAGAGUGUGCCUGGCUACGCAUGCUGGCAUCUGCGGCAAUGAUUUUUUAAAGCAAUAAUUUAGAACUGGCACUUUGGAUGGGCAUUUGUCAUUGCCUUAUUUCAAUUAUAUUUUGUGCUCCGAAUCCUGCCUACCGAACAGAUGAGCAUGUGCGACGAAUCUACAAACCCUGCCCACUUCUUGGCGUUUUAUUCGUUUAGCAAAAGGUCUACACUAGUCCGAAAUUGCAGAAUUUCAAAGCAGCCUGAAGCCGGAGGCAUUUUGCCACCUUCUGGCAAUUUGGUCCUAUUUAUUCCAUGUAAAUGGGGGUGCUCUUAAUUGCACCUUUUACAUUCAGCAAGAUUUGAUGUGGCGAGGGAAGUAGCCUCAGUUUUCCUACCCCAAAUAUAAGCUUGCUGCUCUUAAUGGUGAUUCAACAUUGCACAGCCUUGAGUUGUACACAUAAUAAAUGCACCACUAAAGGCAGUGAGCUUGUUAUAAACCAAUACAGAAGACUCCAUUCACAACGUGAACAACUUGUCUUAUUAACUCUGGUUUCAACUGUUUGUGAAGCACAUUACUUGUUUUCGAAUUUUCCAAAUGAAAUACUUGCCGCCGAUAUUGUGCAAAUGCCGCGUUACGGAACAGGUGUGAAUGUCCCAGUUACCAAUUUUGUUUAUAGUUUUACGAGAGUUUGAGGGCAAGCUACACAAGCUUUUGCAGUAGCUCGCAGCUCGAAGUACAGCAGUCAUGGUAACGAUGGCUCGAAAAUACCUCAGUUGGAGACAGCAACCGAGCAGGAACGUUCCAGUAUUGCAACUGCGCACGUUAUGGAGGAGUAACAGGUAAUAGAAGGCAAGGCACAACAAACUGUGCAUGCUUCAGCAGGGCCACUUUGUUAAACGUUUGUGUCAUGUGCUUGCACAUUUUUUUUAGCAUUGUUCUUUUCAGUUGCUGCUGGGCGGCAAGAAAGGUGUUUUGGAUGCGAGAUUGUUUUCAGACUUUGUAACAACUUUUUUGCCACGUCCAUUAUCGCAAUCCGUUGUGCAUUGCCGCCACUUUUGAUGCCCCACAUUUCUCAUGCAUCUCUUUUCUUUGGGGGUUACAGCAUUAAUUACUAUAUCACCCAGAGUACUGCCUUAUUUUGCAGUUGUUCCCCAAUGUGGAAAGGGCACAAGGGAUCGGGCUUAGCAGUGUUUAGUUACCACCGGCCAUUAGGGAACCGGAAUUUUUCAUUAUUCGGGCACCACUAAGCCGAGCAUUCCUUGCUUCGAUGUACUUGCCAAUAGCUGGAUGUGAAUUCCGUUGUAUCAGCUUUGAGGCCACUUACUGCUUGUAUGCUGGUCGUUUCUACAAUGAGGUGCCACAUACUAAGGCACAGCUCAUAUCUUGGCCUUGUUCAAAGACUAUAGCAGGGGUGGCUAGGCUGACCUGGCGUAAGAGCCGCAAACAGAGCCACGAAACUUCAGAGUCGGGAAGGGGGGGGGGGGGGGGGGGAAUGUUUUGUUUAGAGCAACAAACGAAAUUCGUACUACUUUCAAUAUAUCCAAGUCAAAAGCAGUCCAACUGUACGUAACAUUGGAGUAGCACAAGACUACCAGAUCGCAACCUGUCUUUCGAUUUAAAACGCGCUCCAUUUCCCUUUUGGGGAAGUGUUCGUGGGGCCUGGAGGGAGGUGGGGAGUUGGGGGAUGGAGCCGCGAGCCACAUUUUAGCAUGCGGCUCGCGAGCCGCAGCUUGGCCACCCCUGGACUAUAGAAUUUGUCCCCAAAAGGGACGAGGCAGAUUGGUGCAUUUCAUUCGAGCCUAGCUUGCCGUAGGCUUUCCCAAAAUUAAAGUUCCACACAUUCCAAUACAUUAUCAUUUCUUGCAGUAUGGGAAGCUUACAUCAACAAAACGAUAACCAGUGAGGUGUAGCAUACAUGAUCAAGUUGUAGUGCCAUAAUUGUAGCAAUGUACAUGACGAGAUGCUUCAAAGGUACUUGGUUGAAAUGAGACGCAGCUGAGGUGGCAAUGCAACUAUUUUCUAUUUUUUCCGGGCUGUUGUCGCGCAGGUAUUUAAUUUCUGUUCUAGUCCAAGAGCAAUGUUCUAACAAGUGAUAUUUUAGGGGUAUUGUGCUUACUAAUUAUUUAUGAUGCAGGAACAUCCAUAGUUUUGUUGAAUAAGUGGUAAAAUGGGGACACUAUGGUAGAGUUUUACACAAAGUGUAUACACCUUGCGAAAUGUUUUUGUCUUUGGGUUGAGAGGUGGUGUAUUGUACAGAUUUUUUCUUUCUUCUCAAGUUCAAUAAAUGUCUACAAAUUACUGCCUGA
Messenger RNA from Ixodes scapularis (black-legged tick), 5264 nucleotides. RefSeq names its product kinesin-like protein KIF3B. The record is from RefSeq and is a predicted model, not a curated record. The coding region runs from base 200 to 2461 and encodes 753 amino acids. NCBI's taxonomy places the organism in Eukaryota, Metazoa, Arthropoda, Arachnida, Ixodida, Ixodidae. The transcript has 21 exons. Gene Ontology annotation, molecular function: microtubule binding; microtubule motor activity; ATP binding. Gene Ontology annotation, biological process: microtubule-based movement.